Rhagoletis zephyria (snowberry fruit fly) is the source of this 1189-nucleotide messenger RNA. RefSeq names its product kalirin-like. Gene Ontology annotation, cellular component: cytoplasm; extrinsic component of membrane. Gene Ontology annotation, molecular function: guanyl-nucleotide exchange factor activity; protein binding. NCBI's taxonomy places the organism in Eukaryota, Metazoa, Arthropoda, Insecta, Diptera, Tephritidae. Gene Ontology annotation, biological process: axon guidance. The record is from RefSeq and is a predicted model, not a curated record.
CUGCAGCAUGCCGACUUGUCGCGUGACUAUCAAAAGGCGGAGCAAUUGAUACGCAUGCAUAACGACUCUGUAACCGACAUACAGAACACAACUUACGAGGUGCUACAACAGGGACAAGAUUUGCUUCAAAUGUUCGAAACUGCUGGCAUCAUUUCGAUGGCAGAUGCAACACACACAGCGCAGGCGCGCAUACAGUACCUCCUGGACUUUUUGGGUGAACGUGAAAUUGACCUUGAGGAACUGUCUGAGGCGAAGCGCGCGAAGCUGGAACAAGCUGUACAGUUGUGCCAGUUUCAAAAUGAUGCCAAUCAAGUAAUAUCGUGGAUACGUAAUGGUGAAGCAAUGCUGGUUGCCAGCUUUGUUACGCCAAAUAGCUUACAGGAGGCAGAGCAGCUACGCAAGGAACACGAACAGUUUCAGGUCGCCAUUGAGAAAACACACACCUCAGCCGUGCAAGUGAAAUAUCGUGCCGAUGCUCUCAUUAAUGCCAAUCAUUACGAUCCCCAAUCGAUACGUGAAAUUUCCGACGAUGUCACCAAGAAGUGGCAACAGUUGGUUACCUACGCUGAAGAGCGUCACAAACUAGUUACCGCCUCAAUGAAUUUCUACAAAACCGCCGAACAAGUGUGCUCCGUGCUCGAUAGCUUGGAACGUGAGUACCGACGCGAAGACGAUUGGUGUGGCGGUGGUGGCUCUAGCGACAAAGCGCAAACCAUUGUGCAAUUGAUUUCAAAGCAUCAGGAACAAAAGGAGGCAUUCCUCAAAGCGUGUACACUUGCACGUCGCACCGCCGAAACAUUCCUUAAAUAUGCAAAUCGUUCACAACAGUACUACAAGUAUCAGACGCAGGGUAAUUGCGAGACACAUGUUCGCACCAUACUCGACAAGUUGUUGACUCAGGAAAAUCAGGUGCUUGAAUUUUGGACACAACGCAAGAAGUCGCUGGAUCAGUGUCAACAAUUCGUGCUGUUUGAGCGUAGCGCAAAGCAGGCAAUCGAAUGGAUACACAACACCGGCGAGGCAUAUCUCUCGUCACGCACGAAUCUCGUGGGUAAGACCCGCGAAGAGACCGAAGGUCUGCUCAAAGAGCAUAACGAAUUUCGCGGUACCGCGAAGGAAACGCGCGAGCGUGUAAAACUGCUAAUACAGUUGGCCGAUAGUUUGGUUGAGAAGGGACAUGCGCAUGCUA